Messenger RNA from Myotis myotis, 710 nucleotides. RefSeq names its product kxDL motif-containing protein 1-like. The record is from RefSeq and is a predicted model, not a curated record. NCBI's taxonomy places the organism in Eukaryota, Metazoa, Chordata, Mammalia, Chiroptera, Vespertilionidae. Gene Ontology annotation, cellular component: BORC complex. Gene Ontology annotation, biological process: lysosome localization. Bases 98 to 628 code for a protein of 176 amino acids. The transcript has a single exon.
UCCCGGAAGCGCGAGCAAGGCCGCCAGAUGUGCAGUGCCUGAUGAAGACCAAAGACUUUCUUCCUGCCUGUUUCAGGCAGUGGAGGAGGAGGAAGAGAUGGAUCCCCCGGCCUCGGCCUCGAGGGUCUUCUGCAGCCGCAUCCUGAGCAUGGUGAAUGUGGAUGAUGUCAACGCCAUCAUCCUGGCCCAGAAGAACAUGCUGGACCGCUUUGAGAAAACCAACGAGAUGCUGGUGAACUUCAACAACCUGUCAAACGCCCGCCUGCAGCAGAUGAGCGAGCGCUUCCUGCACCACACGAGGACCCUGACGGAGAUGAAGCGGGACCUGGACAGCAUCUUCCGCAGGAUCAGGACGCUGAAAGGGAAGCUGGCCAGGCAGUACCCAGAGGCCUUCAGCCACGUCCCAGAGGCAUCCCUCCUGGAGGACGACGACGAAGACCCCAUCCCGCCCAGCACCACGACCACCAUUGCCACCUCGGAACAGAGCACAGGUUCCUGUGACACAAGCCCAGAUACCAUCUCACCCUCCCUCAGCCCUGGAUUCGAGGACCUGUCCCAAAUCCAGCCCAACUCCCCUGCCAUCAGUGACCACAGCCAGAUGGAUGACAAGCAGAUGCCGGGCCAGUAGCUCUGUUCCCAGGCACUCCAAGGGGUCUCUCCAGGUAUCUGAGGUGGCAGCAGAUAACCCUGCCUGGAAAUGGUCAGCUUUG